Diplodia corticola is the source of this 831-nucleotide messenger RNA. RefSeq names its product l-xylulose reductase. Lineage: Eukaryota; Fungi; Ascomycota; Dothideomycetes; Botryosphaeriales; Botryosphaeriaceae. The transcript has 5 exons. Gene Ontology annotation, cellular component: intracellular anatomical structure. Gene Ontology annotation, molecular function: oxidoreductase activity, acting on NAD(P)H, oxygen as acceptor. Bases 1 to 831 code for a protein of 276 amino acids. The record is from RefSeq and is a predicted model, not a curated record.
AUGUCCAUGUCCUUGGAAGAGGCCGGAAGGGUACGAGAGGGGUUCCCUCGCCCUUUCCCAGAUACGCCCAGCAAUGUCUUGGAGCAGCUUCAGCUGCGUGGCAAGGUCAUUGUCGUCAACGGGGCUGCGGAUGGCAUCGGUCUUGCUGUAGCAACGGCCAUGGCCGAGGCUCACGGAAACGUUGCGCUGUGGUACAAUUCCAACAACGCAGCAAUUGCAAAUGCGGAGGCGCUGGCUCAAACCCACGGUGUGAAGACACGAGCUUACAAGGUGGAGGUUUCCGACCCGGAGAAAGUGCAACAGGCCAUCGCCCAAGUUGUCAAGGACUUUGGACAAAUAGAUGUCUUUGUCGCCAACGCCGGAAUGGCCAUCUCGAAACCCAUUCUAGAGCAGACUCUCGAUGAGUACGACAAACAGAUGUCCGUCAACGUCAACGGCGUGGUGUAUUGCGCCAAAUAUGUUGGCGAGGUCUUCAAGCGCCAGGGAAAAGGGAACCUCAUCAUCACCUCCAGCAUGAGCGCCCGCAUCGUCAAUGUGCCAGUAGACCAACCCGUGUACAACGGCACAAAGGCAUUCGUCACCCAGUUUGGAAAGUCCUUGGCCCAUGAAUGGAAGGACUUCGCCAGGGUCAAUAUCGUUUCCCCGGGAUUCUUCGACACGAAAAUGGGUGCAGCUCCGAGUGUCGUCAAUGAGGCGUACCGCAUGACGCCGCUUGGAAGACAGGGACACACCAAGGAGAUCAAGGGAUUGUAUCUGUACUUGGCCAGUGAUGCUUCCUCGUAUAUGACGGGGAGUGAUGUCUUGAUCGACGGCGGCUAUGUUCUUCCAUGA